AUGAGAUGUAGCAUAAGAUCAUGCAAAUACUAUCUUCACUUGGAGUGUUUCCAAUUGCCACCUCAGCUCUCAUCUCUUCCUCUCAUCCACCAACAUGAUCACAGCCUUGUCCUUCGAUCCGGUGACAUACUUAAACCAUGGCAGUGGCAACGCUGCAGCAUCUGCAAUAUCAAUACGAAUGGUCUGUAUUAUGCCUGUGUAAAAUGCAAAAUAUUCAAUGUAGAUAUAAAGUGCGCUUCUAUGCCAGACACUAUAUAUCACGCAGCUCACCCUUCACACCCACUCAACCUUCUCCCCUCGAGUCAAUAUUUCGAGUCAUGUGAUGCCUGUAAUGAUAGUCUCAUCUUGUUCGGUGGUAAAAGCUAUGCAUGCGGCACCUGUGAUUUCAUGGUGCACCUUCGCUGUGCGGGGCUGCCUGCAUCAACCACCAGCCGUAGAUGGGACAAACACCACCCGCUGCUUUUAACGCAUGACGCCACUCUAAACCGUCCAGGUGAUUUCUACUGCGAUCAGUGCGAGACGAAAAUGAAUCCAAAGAGUUGGAUGUAUCACUGCCGCGCGUGUGAUGUAUCCUUCCAUCCUAAAUGCUUUUCAACUACAUCCGGCCGGUUUAGAAACAUCAAGUUUGGUCAAAAAUAUGAGAUCGUCGGAGCUCACUGCCACGCGCUUACCUAUCAAAUUCUCACUACAAAACGCUAUUGCAACUUUUGUGGUGAGAAUAAACAUGAAGACCAUGGAUUUUUACUGUGCAUUAUGCAUGUUCUUCCUUUGUUUCAACCUCUGCGGUUAUAGAGGCAUUCAGCCCAUAGAUUGAAAAAGAAUAAGCUCAAUGUGUAUCUCUUUCUUCUUAUAUGCUUAUGUUUAAUU
Messenger RNA from Salvia hispanica, 867 nucleotides. The record is from RefSeq and is a predicted model, not a curated record. NCBI's taxonomy places the organism in Eukaryota, Viridiplantae, Streptophyta, Magnoliopsida, Lamiales, Lamiaceae.